Molecule: messenger RNA, 1119 nt
Organism: Phaedon cochleariae (mustard beetle)
Lineage: Eukaryota; Metazoa; Arthropoda; Insecta; Coleoptera; Chrysomelidae
Source: the annotation of a GenBank genome assembly
AUGGAAAUUGACGACGGCCAACUUAUAGAAAUUGUUCGACAAUUUUCAAUAAUUUAUGAUAUGAAACAUCAAGAUUAUAGGAAUCAUGAAAAAAAAAGCAAUGCCUGGAAAACUAUCAGUGAAACCAUGCACCGCCCAGCUGCAGAAUGUGAAGCGCGUUGGGCUACCCUUCGAAACUUGUUUACCAGAGAAUCGAAAAAAGUUAAAGUGGUACCUUCUGGUUCAGGUGGAAAGGGGAAGACGUGGGUUUGGUUGGAGGAAAUGGGGUUUCUCUCUGAAUAUGUUCGAAGAAGGAAGACAAAAGGUAAUGUAUCCAAACCUCUACAAAGUCAGGAAAUAGAAGAUUCAAGUCAAUCUGAUAAUGUAUGGGAUACCAUGUCUGAAAUAUUCAAUACAAAUGAACCACAACAUAUUGAGGAAGCAGGGCGUGAUGAAAAUCUUGAUCCCAUGUCAGAUAUUGAGCUAGUCAGUGAUGAUGCAGAGCCAGAAAGAACUGCCACAGGAAAAAGAAAAUUGAACCAUGAAGAACCUCUUCCUGGUACCACAACUUCAACUACACCUGCCAAAAAAUCUUCACCAUCUAUUAGCAUUUUGCGAAAUGAGCGCCAAGAGAAGAGGAGAAAGAUAAGUCAGCAAUCAACACUCAUUGAAACAAUGAAUAGUGCUUGGUCUAAAUUUGACAAAGUUAUCAACCAAAGCAGCCAAAAAGAGGAACAACCUGAUUGUUUAUUCGGAAGGAUAGUGGCUGCUGAAUUAGGGAGCAUUGAAAAUAUCAAUGUCAAAUUCACUGCCAAGCAGGAAAUAAUCAAGAUUCUUCACCUGGCAAAAAUGAACAGAUGCAAUAAACUUUGUCAAGUUUGAACUGAAGCACAUGGGAAGGUAUAUAUUGUGAAAUUCUUUGAUGGUUUUUAAAUAUCUACCCAGGUAUACCUUCCCUUGUUCUGUGUUUAGAAAUGGACAACCUGUGAGAUUUAUGAUCAUUUUUGUUUUAUGUCAGUUCCUAUAUUUUUUUAUCUGACUGAGAAUGUUACUUAUGUUGUUUUUUCCCUUUUAAUAAUAUCAUUUUCAUUUCUUGUACCUGUUUUGUUGAAAGAGAAUUAUUUUUUAUUUUAGCAAACC